AUGCGCACUUCGCUAUUCCUUGCUUCUGCGCUAUGCAGUCCAUUCGUUUAUGCAGCUCCUCGUUGUGCUUUAGAGAAAGGCCACAAGGGCACUACUUUCUCCGCAGAGGACACUAAUGAGGUUGAUGUGGUUAUCCUUGGUGGUGGCGCCACAGGUACCUACACUGCCCUCAAGCUCAUGGACAAAAAGAAGUCCUUCGCCGUUGUAGAGAUAUCGGACAAGCUCGGUGGCCAUGUGGAGACGUUCAUUGACCCUACCAGCCACAGGCCUAUCGACUACGGUGUGCAAGCAUACAUCAGCAACGAUCAGACCAAGGAAUUCUUCGGUCGCUUCAACACUCCCAUGAUCAACGCAACCCUGUCGCCUUUCCCAUCCAAGAUUGUCGACUUCAACAGCGGCAUCAUGCCGCCGAACGCAACUGCCGUCAACCCAACGGACCUGAUAGGACCGCUCGCAGGCUAUCUCUUCAACACCAUCGGUUUCCAGGGUAUCGCCGAAGGAGCCUACGAUCUUCCCAGCCCUGUGCCCGCAGACCUGUACAUGCCCUUUGGUGCCUUUGUGGCCAAGCACAACCUCACAGAGGUUCUCCAGGUUGUCUGGAUCUUUGCCCACGGCGUCGGCAACCUGUUGGAAACCCCCACUCUCUACGUUCUCCAGAACUUCGGCGCACCUCAUCUCCUUGGACUGAGCGCUGGUUACCUCGCCACUGCUGCCCCCGGCGGUCUCCAAGAGGUCUACGACAAGGCAGCUGCCGCACUCAGCAAGAGCAUCCUUUUCUCGAGCAAGAUUACCAAGACCACCCGCAGCAGCAGCGGCGUCACCGUUGAGGUCCAAACCCCGAACGGCCCUAAGGUCAUCAAGGCGAAGAAGCUCCUUGUCACCAUCCCCCCAACGCUCGAGAACCUGGAAGGCUUUGACCUGACCUCUGCCGAGACGGCCUCCUUCUCCCAGUGGCAGCGUAUCCCCUACUUCGUCGGCGUUAUCCACAACACCGGCCUCCCCGACCUCACCAGCUUCUACAACGUCGACCUCACCAAGCCCACCUUCCUGCCCGAAGACAAGUUCGUCUGGCGCAUCGAAACCGUCGGCGUCCCAGGCUACCUGACCGUCAAGGUUGUCGGCGAGCCAGACUCCGACAAGGCCAAGAAAAUGGUCAGCGAUGUCGUUGCCCGCAUUGGAAAGAACUACGGCGUCGAGACCAAGACUGAGUUUGCGGCGUGGGGCGAGCACAAGAACCUGCAGCUACAUGUCGAGCCCACCGCUAUUAUGAACGGCUUCUACGCUGACUUGUACAAGCGGCAGGGAGAGCGCAGCACGUACUACGCUGGUAAUGCUUUGGCUUCUGACUACUCGCCUUUGUUGUGGGCUUUCGUUGACAAGCACAUCAUGCCCUCGCUUCUCAAGUAA
Molecule: messenger RNA, 1407 nt
Organism: Plenodomus lingam JN3
Lineage: Eukaryota; Fungi; Ascomycota; Dothideomycetes; Pleosporales; Leptosphaeriaceae
Molecular function (GO): oxidoreductase activity
Source: RefSeq, a predicted model, not a curated record